AUGGCUACCAUUAAAGAUGAGCCACAGUCGAUCAAGGGAAAUGGUCAAUCAACUACUACCCAGGCCCUCGAGGCGGCAGAACAACAGCCAACGUCUGACGACGGUACCACGGAAAUGCCUCCCAACGGCAAGCCACGAUCGAACACUACCCGAUUGGGCCCCAAGGAGAACGUCAAACCUCCCCGCUCCAAGAAGGCGGGUCGGGCCCGAGACAAACGCGGUGCUGCUCCGAGCACCGCCGACGCUUCUAGCCAAGAGGAGAGCGACGCCACCCCACGGCUUCAGGAGCUGAAGAAGGAGGCUCUGCUGCACUUCAAGAAGUGGCAGACGGCUGUCCACCGGAGAGUUGGCGAGAUCUCGGUCAAGAAAGGACCAGAUUUCCAACCUAGCCCUGCGCCUGCUGGACCGAAAAAGCGUCUCCCCUCUAACAAAAGAGGCAAAUCAACCGUUCCCAAGUCUCCGGUCACCCCAUCCCUCAGCUUAGAAGCCGACCCUGUGUUGACGCAGCUUUACCCGCCCACAUCGACGACGCUCUCUUCUUCACCCGUGGAGAAGAGGUGCCUGUUGCUCCACGCGCUGCUCCUUCUGCUGCUCUCUAUCGAGAACUAUGGCGCUUAUACCCGCGUCCUUCUCCAAAACAUGGCCUCGGCUCUCCAGCUGCCUCUUCGUGUCCUGACCGAGGAUGAGGUUAGGGUGUGCGAUGCCCUGGCCCAGAUCGCCAAGGGUAUCCCGCCUGAGCUUCUGAUGCCGAAGAAGAAUGAAGAUGGCAAGCCCAUUAGAAGGUGGAGGGCUGGGUUGGCGGGUAUCUCUGCCGGUGCUAUUCCUGGGGCUGGUGGCCUCCCGACAGCGUUCGAAGCAGCACGUAUCGGGUCCGUUUUUGGGAUCGCCGGGAUCCCAGGCCCAGCCGCAGCAGGUCUUCUUGGUAUUAUGGGCGAAAAUAGCCUAGCUGUGGGCGCCUUGUUCGGCAUAUACGGCAGCAGAAAUACUGGCAAGAUGAUGGAGCACUACCUCAAGGAUGUCGGCGAUUUUGCUUUCCUGCCGCUUCGCGGUUCGCCUAGCCAGUAUCUAGAGAUGGGCAAGGUUGACCCGGAGAGCCGUCGGCUCCGAGUUGUCCUAGGCAUCAGCGGAUGGACGAUGAACAAGGAUGACGCUGCGAGUCCCUGGCAAUGUCUUGGGGAGCAGAGCGAGGUGUAUGCCGUCCGCUGGGAGCUGGAUGCGUUAUCCAAAUUGGGCGCGUCGUUCGAUACGCUUGUGCGAAGCGCUGCGUGGUCCAUGGCCAAGAAGGAGAUCGUUGCUCGGACCAGUGAGCACCGUUCCGGGCCCUCCAACCGCUCUGCAAUGAUGAUAGCUAACAAGCAUGGGCCAGUUUUUUCCAACCUGGCCGACGGCCGGUGGCCCGCCAGCCUUCUCAAGAUUAGCAAGAUCAUCGAUAACAACUGGAACAACGGCAUGGUCCGCGCCGACAAACUCGGAUCCACCCUUGCCGACGUCAUCAUAAGCAAAGCGCAGGGUGAGCGCAGUGUUUCGCUGAUCGGAUACAGUUUAGGGGCCCGAGCCAUCUACGCUUGUUUGAUGUGUCUGACCGAGAAGCGCGCUUUCGGACUCGUUGAGAACGCCAUCAUGAUCGGGACACCCGCGCCGUCCGAUCCCAUGGCGUGGUGCGCCAUGAAGAGCGUGGUGUCGGGCCGACUGGUCAACGUGUACUCGGAGAACGAUUACAUGCUGGGAUUCCUCUACAGGACCAGCAGCAUCGAGUUCGGUCUCGCCGGGCUGCAGCGCGUCAUCGGGGUUGACGGUGUCGAGAACGUGGAUGUUACUGCUAAGGUCAGUAUCCACCCGAGAUACCAAUACCUCGUGGGCAGUAUCCUGCGGCACAUCGGCUGGGAGGACACAGACACGACACGCAUCACCCGGGACGAGGCCGAGAUGUCGUUUUAUGAGGAUCGCAACCGAAAACAUGAGGAGCGGCGGGACGCCGUGGAACUGGGCAAGGUGGAGGCCAAGAAAGAGAACGACCAGGGGAUUAUCCGGACCAGGAUGCGCAAGAAGAAUAAGAAAUGA
Molecule: messenger RNA, 2061 nt
Organism: Chaetomium fimeti
Lineage: Eukaryota; Fungi; Ascomycota; Sordariomycetes; Sordariales; Chaetomiaceae
Exons: 3
Coding region: 1-2061 (686 amino acids)
Source: RefSeq, a predicted model, not a curated record